This is a messenger RNA of Ylistrum balloti, 765 nucleotides long. RefSeq names its product putative esterase NocK. Gene Ontology annotation, molecular function: hydrolase activity. The record is from RefSeq and is a predicted model, not a curated record. NCBI's taxonomy places the organism in Eukaryota, Metazoa, Mollusca, Bivalvia, Pectinida, Pectinidae. Bases 1 to 765 code for a protein of 254 amino acids. The transcript has a single exon. Gene Ontology annotation, cellular component: extracellular region.
AUGAAUCGUAUGUUAAGGCUUCUUGGAUUGUUAUGUUUUCUUUUGUCCUCCUGUAGCUCUCCUUUUCAGACUGAGCAAUUACCUAUUCAAGCACCUACUUUUAUUGGUGGUUUACGUCCAGCAGAGGUGGUUGUGCCGCGAGAAUAUGACCAUAAAGAACGUUACCCACUUAUUAUCCUUUUGCAUGGUUAUUCUGCUACUGCACGUCUUAAUGAUCUUAUUUUUCAAUUAGAAAGACGUGUAGAUAUAGCUGAUUUUAUUUUGUUGCUACCUGAAGGUACUGAAAAUCCAGAUGGUGAUCAAUUUUGGAACGCGACGCCAGAAUGUUGUGACUAUUUUGGUCAAGGAGUUGAUGAUGUUGUAUAUCUAACAGCACUUAUUGAAGAGGCAAAAGCAACAUUGGCAGUAGACCCUCAGCAUGUUGUUCUACUUGGGCAUUCUAACGGUGGCUAUAUGGCCUAUCGAAUGGCUUGCGAAUAUCCAAAGUUGUUCAAACGUAUUGUUGUUGUAGCAGGAUUAUCUUUUUUGAACCCUCAAGAUUGUUUGGGCCAGGAUCCUGUAUCGUUAGUACAUGUUCAUGGCACGGAAGAUGAAGUUGUUUCUUAUGACUUAGGUGCUGAUGAGGUCUCGCGCUGGUUAUCUAAGGGUGGUUGUGAUACAGGUUUUAGUUUGAUGGCAACCAAAGAUUUUAAUAGUGGUCUUAUGGGUGAAGAGACAGAGAUCCUCAUUGUACGGGGACACGAGGUUUGCAACUUUUUCGUGUAA